CCUCGGCUUUGGCGUUUUCUGCGUAUCUUUACGACAACUUGGCAACGUCAGGACGCUUCUUGUACGUUUUUUACUCAACCUUAAAUUUUGUUUCAAUUCCGAUUUUGAGAACAGCAAAUUCAAUUCGAAUCGGACUACAUCUUUUUGAUCAAGUACCCACUGUAAAAUCACUUAAGACAAUAUGUCGAUCGGUGUUCCAAUCAAAGUGCUCCAUGAAGCUGAAGGACACAUUAUCACCUGUGAAACGAAUACCGGAGAAAUUUACCGGGGAAAAUUGGUCGAAGCCGAAGAUAAUAUGAACUGUCAAAUGACAAACAUAACCGUAACUUACAGGGAUGGUCGAGUUGCCCAACUGGAAAAUGUUUACAUCCGCAGGGUGCAAAAGCUGCAAGUUCUGGACCUGCCUCAGGAAGAGGAAAAUCAGCCAUUCUUAGAGCACAAGCUGCACGUGGAAGAGGAAGAGCUAGAGGAGGAAGUUCAAGAGGCUGGACACCUGGAGAUCAACCUUCAGGACUUAAAAGUAACUGUUGCCCCAUCGGGUGGACCUAUCGCAGUGGUCAGGGACGAUACGAAGUUAACGCCUGUUCAAACUUCAGGAAAACCUAUAAUUUUCAUUUUUUCACCUUCAGGAGAAUUAAAAUCAACAAUCAAAUGGAGUGGUGGAAAAAUUGUGGAAAUCAAUUGGUCUUCUUCAGAAGAGCUUCUUUGCAUUCAGGAUGAUGGCAGUGUAUCUGCUUAUGACAUAUUUGGAAACUACCAAAAUUCAUUCCAAAUGGGUCAAGAAGCUAGAGAAAUGAAAAUUAUUGAUGCUAGGACUUUUCCCUCUUCCACGGGUACAGGUCUGGUAGUAUUGACCACAAACUUCAGAUUUUUUGUUGUAAACAACAUAAAAGACCCAAGAAUCAGGCGGUUUCCAGACAUUCCAGGUGUUAAUAUUGCCCCUAGCUGCUGGACAGCAAUACAUGGUGAUGAUAGGCAGACACGAGUUAUAGUAGCCAAAGAGAAAGACAUUUAUCUCCUUGAUUACAGUGAGCAGCAUGUAGCCCAAAAGAUUCCCGAAAUAUCUCACCAUCACCUCUCUAUAAUUGCUAUGGCCGUAUCGCCGUGCAGCAAACUAGUUGCAUUGUUAACCGAUGCCGGUGUGAUAUGGAUCGGUGCGUUUGAUUUUCGAAGAAAGUUCUGCGAACAUGAUGCCCAGUGUAUGUUACCAGCCGUGCAAUUGGUUUGGUGUGGAUCGGGUGCAGUAGUUUUGAAUCUGGGAUCUGUCCUGUUAGUUCUCUCACCCAACAGGGAUAACUUCACCUUAAUUUUGGACUCCACUAGUCAUGUUUGUCCGGAAGUAGAUGGACUGCGCAUUAUUACCAAUAGUAGCCAUGAAUUUCUGCAAAAAGUUCCACUACCGAAUCAAGAAAUAUUCAGAAUCGGAUCGAUGUCCCCCGGUGCAAUUCUCGUCGAGGCAUCAAGAGAAUUUCAGAAGCGCAGUCAUCGAGCUGAAGAGUACAUUCGGCUAGUGAAGAAUCAAUUAGAAUUGGCCGUGACCCAAUGUAUUCAGGCGGCUGGGAACGAGUGGCAGCCUACCGUUCAAAAGGUGCUGCUUCGAGCCGCUCAGCUGGGAAAAAGCUUCCUGUUUGACAAAGUCGACUCGGAGUUAUUUGUCGGCAUUUGCCAGACUUUACGGAUACUGAACGCUGUUCGCAAUUAUAAAAUAGCAUUACCGCUGACUUUUCAACAAUACGAGCAACUGGGAAAGACAGGCCUACUAAAUCGUCUUAUUCUUCGUCGCCAAUACACCGUAGCCAUUCAGAUCUGUCAGUUCCUACAAAUGUCAGAGGCUGAUGGCAUACCACGCGUGUUAACAGAAUGGGCGUGCUACAAGAUUAAGCAUGGUCUGGGAAAACUGGAUGCAGAACAGCUAGCGAGUGAAAUAUCUGCGAAGCUUGGCACUGGUUCUAAAGUUUCGUACAGCAGUAUUGCACUCAAGGCAAUCGAAUGUAAACAAGAAAAAUUAGCAAUCAGGUUAUUGGAUUUCGAACACCGGGCUUCAGAGCAAAUUCCAUUGCUCCUCAAACUGGGCCAAGAACCUCAGGCUCUGGCCAAAGCUGUGGAGAGUGGUGAUCCAAAUCUUAUCUACUAUGUGCUAGUCGUUAUGAAGGAAACCUAUUCUGCUGACAAAUUUUACAUGACCAUUCGUCAUUAUCCGUCUGUGAAUGCACUUUAUGCAAAAUUGUGCCGCACCAUUCAGAUGGGCUCGCUGGAACAGAUUUACGAACAAGAAGACAAUUUCAAUGCCCAAGCAAUUCUCAGUGUUAAAGACAGCUAUCGCGCCCAGAAACUUGAGAACAGGUCAGCGAUGCUAACAACUGCUGUGAAGCAGUACCGACAAGCUAAAGCGGAGAUAGCUGCUAGUCUGACAGAAGAUCAGCUCAAAUUGCUGAAGACCCAAUCAGGUUACGAAUCGAAAUUUGGCUGUCCGGCAAUUGAUGUUUCAUUGAAUGAUACACUUAAAUUACUCAUGCGGCGAAGAGAUAUAAAAGAAACCGAAGAAAUGGUUAAGAAAUUCAAAGUUCCUGAACGACGAUUGUGGUGGCUAAAAGUAACAACUUUCGCUGAAAUCGGAGACUGGGCCGAAUUAGAGAAGCUCAGCCGACUAAAAAAAUCUCCAAUAGGAUACGAGCCAUUCGUCGACGUUUGUCUACAGUACAACAACAUCACUGAAGCGCAGCGCUAUUUACCGAAAGUGGAAGAGCAUCUUUCCAUCAAAUAUUAUGUAAAAGCCAAGCUGUAUACAGAGGCUGCUCAAAUCGCCUUUCAGCGCAGAGAUACGGAAGCAUUGCAUUACGUUCAAUCUCGUUGUUCGUCCAAUCGUGAUGUGGUCGACAUGAUUAAUUCCUUAAUCGCCAAAUUGGCUAAUCCUUCAGAAAGCCAAAACAAACGUUAGGUCGCUGUUUCAUCCCAUUGCGCUGUCGUGUUUUGAUACUACGUUUUUGCACGGCCA
Molecule: messenger RNA, 2995 nt
Organism: Daphnia carinata
Lineage: Eukaryota; Metazoa; Arthropoda; Branchiopoda; Diplostraca; Daphniidae
Gene: Vps16A
Product: vacuolar protein sorting-associated protein 16 homolog
Exons: 15
Coding region: 182-2938 (918 amino acids)
Biological process (GO): intracellular protein transport; endosomal transport; spliceosomal snRNP assembly
Cellular component (GO): lysosomal membrane; cytoplasm; HOPS complex
Molecular function (GO): actin binding
Source: RefSeq, a predicted model, not a curated record